GAGGGGUUUUGAGGAAAGCAGCUUCCCAUAAUGAUGAAAGGGAAAGAAAAGGCUGUGAGUGGCUCAGAUGACAGGGAAUGAGUGCUCUCAGUGCUGCUGGGGUCCCUUUGGGUGGCUUUCAGGAUGUCAGGAACAGAGCUGAGGCCAUGGGUCUUGCUGUGACUAAUGUAUGAUUUUGUCACAGGUUCCACCGGGACCCAGCCCUGCUGAUAGGAUCCAGAGGACAUCCAUGUUUGUGGAAAAGCUCCCACUAACUUCAGCACAUGCUGGACCCGCUCUUUAGACUUGACUGCUGCAGACAAGCUGGUGCUUACAUUUGCAGUGGCUGUAUGACUGGACCCUGGAAAUGGGAUGUCAGUCCCAUUCAGGGAGCAUAAAGGACGAAGGAAGGUUUCCCGGUUGCUGCGGCUGUGACAGCGCGUGAGAGCCAGCGCAGGAAGAUGUCUGCGGUAACGGCAGCAGUCCCGGCUCCGCAGGGCCCUGUCAACCCGCCGCCUCCGGAGGUCACUAAUCCCAACAAGCCCGGCAGGAAGACCAACCAACUGCAAUACAUGCAAAACGUGGUGGUGAAGACCCUGUGGAAGCAUCAGUUUGCUUGGCCUUUCUACCAACCUGUUGAUGCAAUUAAAUUGAAUCUGCCGGAUUAUCACAAGAUCAUAAAAAACCCUAUGGACAUGGGGACGAUCAAGAAGCGCCUGGAACACAACUACUACUGGAGUGCCAGUGAAUGUAUGCAGGAUUUCAACACCAUGUUUACAAACUGUUACAUUUACAACAAGCCCACAGAUGACAUCGUCCUCAUGGCCCAAGCCCUGGAGAAGAUCUUCCUGCAGAAAGUUGCUCAGAUGCCUCAGGAGGAGGUUGAGUUGUUACCCCCAGUCCCUAAAGGCAAAGGUCGCAAGCCAUCAGCGGGCACACAGGGUGCAGGAGCUCCGCAAGCCGUGGCCAUGUCCUCCGUGUCCCCACCGGCCCCGUUCCAGAACGUUCCUCCAGCUGCAUCUCAGAUGCCCGUCAUUGCUGCCACCCCCGUGCCAACCAUCACCGCUAACGUCCCGCCUGUCACUGCCCCUCCUGCCGCUGCCCCCCCUCCGCCUGCUGCUCCGAUAAUGCCCGUGGUGCCCCCGACGCCACCAGUGGUCAAGAAGAAGGGCGUGAAGCGGAAAGCAGACACGACCACCCCCACCACCUCGGCCAUCACUGCCAGCCGGAGCGAGUCACCCACAGCCCUUGCAGACCCCAAGCAGGCCAAGAUCAUCGCGCGCCGGGAGAGCGGCGGCCGGCCCAUCAAGCCACCAAAGAAGGACCUUGAGGAUGGGGAAGUGCCCCAGCACGCUGGGAAGAAGGGCAAACUCUCUGAGCACCUCAAGUACUGUGACAGCAUCCUCAAGGAGAUGCUCUCAAAGAAGCACGCAGCCUACGCGUGGCCCUUUUACAAGCCUGUCGACGCGGAGGCCUUGGAGUUACAUGACUAUCAUGAUAUUAUCAAACACCCCAUGGAUCUCAGUACUGUUAAAAAAAAGAUGGACAGUCGGGAAUACCAGGAUGCACAAGGGUUUGCAGCAGACAUUCGGUUAAUGUUCUCUAAUUGUUACAAGUACAACCCUCCAGACCACGAGGUGGUAGCGAUGGCCAGGAAGCUCCAGGACGUCUUUGAGAUGAGGUUCGCAAAGAUGCCCGAUGAGCCUGCAGAGGCCCCCCCUCCACCUCCCCCGGCAGCCCCAGUGGUGAGCAAAAGCACAGAGAGCAGUCACAGCAGCGAGGAGAGCUCUUCCGACUCAGACAGCUCAGACUCAGAGGAGGAGCGAGCGACGCGGCUGGCGGAGCUGCAGGAGCAGCUGAAGGCCGUCCAUGAGCAGCUGGCUGCAUUGUCACAGGCACCAGUGAACAAACCAAAGAAAAAGAAAGAGAAGAAGGAGAAAGAGAAGAAAAAGAAAGAUAAAGAGAAGGAAAAAGAAAAGCACAAAGUGAAAGCUGAGGAGGAGAAGAAACCCAAGGUGGCUCAGCCACCAAAGCAAGCCCAACAGAAGAAGGCCCCAGCUAAGAAAGCGAACAGCACAACCACAGCUGGCAGGCAGCCCAAGAAAGGAGGCAAACAGGCAUCUGCAACCUACGAUUCAGACGAGGAGGAGGAAGGUCUGCCCAUGACCUAUGAUGAGAAACGACAGCUCAGCUUGGACAUCAACCGUUUGCCUGGGGAGAAACUGGGCAGAGUGGUACACAUCAUCCAGUCCCGGGAGCCUUCCCUCAGAGACUCCAAUCCCGAUGAGAUAGAAAUAGAUUUUGAGACAUUGAAGCCCACGACUUUACGGGAGCUGGAGCGAUACGUGAAGUCUUGUUUACAGAAAAAACAGAGGAAACCAUUUUCUGCAGGUGGGAAAAAGCAAGCAGCAAAGUCAAAAGAAGAGUUAGCUCAGGAAAAGAAGAAAGAACUAGAAAAACGGUUACAGGAUGUCAGUGGGCAGCUAAACAACAACAAGAAGCCUGCAAAGAAAGAGAAGUCUGGCUCGGCUCCCUUGGGAGGCCCUUCCCGGCUCAGCAGCAGCAGCUCCUCCGAGUCUGGGAGCAGCAGCUCCAGCGGCUCCAGCUCAGACAGCAGCGAUUCGGAAUGAGUUACGGACACUUACACCCAGCACCCAAAACGGACAUCACCUUCACCGAUGCUCUCCAGUGUUCCUUUCCUUAAUAUACUGCUCUUGCUCCAC
Molecule: messenger RNA, 2702 nt
Organism: Neopsephotus bourkii (Bourke's parrot)
Lineage: Eukaryota; Metazoa; Chordata; Aves; Psittaciformes; Psittacidae
Gene: BRD3
Product: bromodomain containing 3
Exons: 12
Coding region: 441-2609 (722 amino acids)
Biological process (GO): regulation of DNA-templated transcription; chromatin remodeling
Cellular component (GO): nucleus; chromatin
Source: RefSeq, a predicted model, not a curated record